Molecule: messenger RNA, 951 nt
Organism: Suillus discolor
Lineage: Eukaryota; Fungi; Basidiomycota; Agaricomycetes; Boletales; Suillaceae
Exons: 5
Coding region: 1-951 (316 amino acids)
Source: RefSeq, a predicted model, not a curated record
AUGGAAAAAUUGGUUACACGGGGGCCAGCAUCUGGAAACUGGAGAGACCGUCGUCAUCCGCAAGCCGACUUGGGCAAUAGGUAUGCGAAGAAGUCUGUCGUUGAAGUUGUACCUGAAAGAGAGCACAGUGAGGCCAAGGUGCAAAAGCCCAGGAAAUCGAGCCAGGAGGCGAGGGGUGACAAGGACGCUGAUAUAGUAGUGGUCGAUGCGAGCGUAUUGGUACACGCCCUCCACCAGGUGAAGAAAUGGUGCAGAGAUGGACGUGAUGAAAUCGUUAUUGUACCCCUUGAAGCCUUGAAUACUCUUGAUUUACUCAAGAAGGGAACAAGUCCUCUCGCCCAGCGCGCGCGGUCAGCUUCACGAAUUUUAGAGGCUCAAGUUGGCACAAAUCCUCGUAUCCGUGUCCAGCGGGAUGAUGCCUUCAUUCCGUGUGACCGCAUCGAGUUCAAGGACUUGUCACUCGGUGAUGCUAAGGACAAGGCUACGUUACAGUCGCUGCACCUCUCUGGUUCUCCAGAGUGGGUUCGGCGCAUGAUUUUCGUUCUUACUGUCCUUUCCCCUUCUACUGCUCCAGCUCAGGUCUGUCGAACCGAGGCAAUGCCCGAAGUAUCAUCUCCAGUACCCCUUCCAGCUCCGAAUCCACACACUCACAAGUAUGAGCCUCGUUCAGCUGGCCUGUUGAUUGGACACUGGGCUACCCGGGCUGGUAUCACUCUUUUAGAAGUGGAACCUUCCGCAGCGCCACUUAUUCCCCCUUCAUCGAACCACCCUCGUAAUCUUGAUGAUGACGACAGAGGAAAACGACAGGCCGGUCGAGGUAGACGUAGUUCCCAUACCGCUCAGGGGGGUCUUCCUGUCGCUCGAGGCACCGGGCUAGUGGAACGCCCUGCUGCCCCUAGCAAGGUCGUCCGCAUUCUUGCUCGAGGCGAGAAACUAGAACCAGACCCAUAA